Symbiodinium necroappetens is the source of this 3354-nucleotide messenger RNA. Lineage: Eukaryota; Dinophyceae; Suessiales; Symbiodiniaceae. The record is from the annotation of a GenBank genome assembly.
AUGGUUUGCCGUUGGGCGUAUUUGGUGAUCACUGCUGCCUGCUUCCGAAUUUCGACUGCGAAGGGGCCAGCAUCAGGGUGGGAUGACAGCCUGCUGUCUCAAUGCCCACAUCAGGGGUCCAUGGUUUAUUCUGAGUAUGGCACGUUGACAGCGGGGUUCCCAAUCGACACUAAAGUCCCAAGCACAGACUUUGCCGAUAUUUCUUUCACGAUGAUCGCAAGCUUGUAUGUUUUUGAACCCGUCCCCGGCAGCUUUACAUGUUGGCUUGGGAACGGCAUGACGUCGCCGGGUGUCGUUAGUGGACAUCUGCACCUGUGUUUGACGGACACGCAAUUGCUCCUCGGGUUUUGGAACAACGAUCUUGUGGCCAACUAUGCCUUUCCUGCUGAGACCUGGGCAACAGUUUCUGCAGUCUAUGACGCGAGCAACCUAACACAGCGUCUAUAUGUGGACGGCACAUUGGUGGGCUCCAAGACAAACGCAGGAACAUUUAAAGGCCAAUCGACUCACAAUGUGGAGAUCGGACGGUCGUGGAAUGAUCCAACUAGCUUUGACAAAAAGGGAGCGAUACGAAAUGUGGUCUUUUAUACGGAAACGAUUGAUGCAGCUGAUCUCGAAGCCUGUGCAGCGGACCCGUGGAUGACAAUAACAUCUACUACCUCUGGCACGCAGACGCUGACUUCAACUACUUCGACAACGAAGAGCACAUCGUCCACGAUUUCGUCCUCAUCGACGAGAUCCUCCAGCUCCACGUUGACAACAUCCAGCACCUCUGGCACGCAUACGCUGACUUCAACUACUUCGGCAACGAUGAGUACUUCGUCCACCAGUUCGUCUACGGUGAGUACGUCCUCGACUGCCUCAAGUAGCACAUCGUCAACCACAAGAUCGCUUACAAGUUCGUCGUCGUCGACAGGAUCUUUCACCAGUUCUUCCGCGGCUAGUACCUCAUCUUCGACGAGGUCUUUCACGAGUUCGUCGUCUUCCGUCAGCAUAAAAGCCUCAAGCACUGUGACUACAAGUAGCCAGGCGAAUGUCACAUACUUGGUGGAGACUCCGCAGGAUCAGGCAUUGGCAGAUGCAGCAGAAGUCCUCCUAGACGCCAGCCUCCAGCACAUCGGCGCCCUGGUCACUGUGCCAGGUGUCGGCCGAAGCAGUGCCUCGUCCUUCAGUGUGGAGGGCUUGGUGCCUGCUACGCCAAGGUAUGUUGUCGGACAGCUGGAUAGGAGUUUGCUGGCAGCUUUCCCAUUUCCACUUGUGAACCAUUCUGCAGAUGAUGAUCUAUACUUGACUUUUUCCGACUUCGAGGAGGUUCUGCAAGAAGCGGACGUUGUCAGAUUCGUGUCGGGGAGGAGAGCACGCUUGCUAGCCGAUCCAGUCGAUGUGUCUGUGGUCUUCUCCGGUGGACAGCACUGGCCGAUAAAUGUGAGCAUGGAGCAACCAAUCUACAUCCGAGUGGCUCCAACUUUGACCGAGACCAACAGCAUGUGCGCCUUCCUCACGGAGUCCGGUUGGUCUAUGGAAGGAGUAAGACCAGCACUGCCAGAAGAACUGGCUGCAGCAAUGGGAGGCGAGUACCUGCCGGGGUUCUGGUGUGCAACGACACACCUGACGAUCUUUGCAGCGAUACUUGAGCUUGCAGUAGCUUGCACGAACAUCGAGGUGUUAUCAUCGCAGCUGUUGCCCAGACUGCUGGAGACCAGUUGGCCCGCUCGAGCGCCGGCUGUGCUCGUUCUUUCCACCGUGGCCUGCUGCGUGGUGAUCCUGCUGGCUGCAAAUGUUGCCGACCGGAGAGCACGUUUGCGGGACGUGUGGCGGCAGCAGAAUCUGCUGACUGCCAUCCCACCAUCUCGCGUGUCCUGCUGCCCAAGCCUCUGCAGAUGCCAGGGCAAGUCAAGCCAGGCUGGGAAAGAAUCACAGAAAUCGGAGAGCAAAGACGCAGAUUCCACGGGACCACAGCAGCGGAUUGGAACGAUGCUCGGUUCUCUUCAGCCUCGGAGUUGGGCACGGCGAAUGGGCAUCCGGGUCAUGGUAAAAGGAACAUUGCAGUCGCUCGCUCUGCUGCUCUGGGUGGACGAGCAAUCCUUGCAGACCCAUGUGUGGAAUGGACAGGGCUGGGUGCAGGGGAGCCUCGUCUUGGCAAAGUCAAGGCUGCUGGCGAAAUGGACCGCGAAUCUCGAUGAGGAGCUUCCUGGGCUUUAUGCUGCCUGGGGCCGUCGGCGCGGGCGACGUGCAGUCGUCUCCUUCCUUGCCUGCCAUCCCUUUCUGGGCAUCUUCCCGGUGUCGGUGCACCUGACUUCGGCGAAGCGUGCGAUGAUCUUCUCACACUUCCUCUUGGGUUCUUUGGCGAUGUCUUCACUGUUUCUCUCCGUCACUGGGGUCCGGGAUGUGACCAGCGACUUCGACUGCCCCGUCGAGGAUGACACGCUUCGGCUCUUGCUCAUUGCAGCUGUGUCCAUGGCUCUGAACUCACUUCCUCGUCUUUUCUUCUGGCAGCUCGGAUUCCGGAAUUUUUCUGAGGGCGCUGGUGACAAAGAAAAGGUCAGGAAGAAGUGGAGACAGUGGCUGGUCGUGGACACUGUCUUUUGGCUUCUUUCCUUUCUCUGGCAAGCUGGCUACAUCCUUUUCCUUUGUGCGUUCUUGGCCAGUCUGGCUCCAGCAGAUGAGUCGAAAUGUCUCCUCUGUUUCGGCACCAUUCUGGUUGCGAAGUUCUUCGCGUCUCCAUUUUCCAGGAUGUGCCUUCACUUUGUCUUCACAGAGAUCGCUCUUUGUUCAUUCCCUGAUCUCUUGCAGGUGCCUCCACCUGAGCUUGGAUUAGACUUCAUGGCUCCAUCACUGAACGACGAGGUCCUCUCUGCAGGUGAUGGAAACGUCGCGCAGCAGAAGGUCAUCGAGCUGGCAAGUCGGGGCAUCCGUGUGCGGCACCUCUUGGACUUCUACGAAGAGAUGCUGGGUCGAGAGUUUUUUGAUCCGGAGCGAUCUACCACACAUGAUGUCGUCCGACACGCCAUCAUCCCCAUGAGCCUUCAGGGUGUGUUGCCCGCGGAGGAAGGUGAAGAAAUCCUACUAUGGACUGAAGAUGCUGGUGUGACGUUUGAGUCAACGUUUGAGUCUCAGCAGCAUGGGAUUGCCUACGCAAGCAUGGUGAACCAGCUGAAGCCCGUGUUCGCCCUAAAAAUGGUGACCCAUGCUUGGGGCAACGUGUUUCGCAACUUGCUGGCGGCCGUUUUUGCAGAUGCUCUGGGGCAGGAGACCUAUGAUAAGGUGCUACAUUUGCUCGAAGAGCCGGGUUUGAAGACCAUCCGCUUCCAGCUGGCGGCUUUGCAUCAGUUAGACUACCCAUAUUGGAUCUGU